GAAUCUGUUUUUCAAUGCCGACCAUGGUGGGGAACAUCGACUGUUAAUGCGUUUCUUAACUUGCAGGAAAGGAAAUCCAAAAAGAUCUUCAUAACCAUUUCGACCUAUAUAUGUGUUUGGUAUAGGCAACAGAGUCACCAGCCUUCAUUAUAACCGAAUCGUUAUAACUGUGGAAUCGAUACUGGAACGGCUUAACGGCGCCCACAUCUGUGGAACCUUGGCAAUUGUGCAAUUGAGAGUGUACUUGUAAUGACAAUGGUGUGCCUGUGGUGGUUGGCUUUGCUGGUUUUGAUUUGGAAUGUUGAUGUUGCUAAAGGACUGGGAGUGAACUGGGGCACGCUCUCCACACACCCUCUUUCCCCUGACACUGUGGUGCAGCUUCUCAGGGACAAUGGCAUCAAGAAAGUGAAGCUCUUCGAUGCAGAUGCCGAGACAAUGAGGGCUCUGGCACAUACCAAUAUUGAAGUUAUGGUCGCCAUUCCCAAUGAUAUGCUGCUAAAUCUCACCUCCGAUUCUGACGCUGCUCAAAAGUGGGUUGCCACCAAUAUUAGCAGAUACACCUUUCCUGGUGGAGUUAACAUCAAGUAUGUUGCAGUGGGAAAUGAACCAUUCCUUGAGAGCUAUAAUGGCUCCUUUUUGAAUGUCACUCUUCCUGCACUUCAAAAUGUUCAGCGAGCUCUGAAGGAUGCAGGUUUAGAAGAAAUCAAGGCAACAGUGCCCCUCAAUGCAGAUGUGUACAAUUCUCCUGAUACAAACCCAGUCCCAUCAGGUGGGGAUUUCAGGCCGGAAGUUCGUGAUCUCAUGAUACAGAUUGUUAAGUUCAUGAAUGACAAUGGUGCACCUUUUACUGUCAAUAUCUACCCAUUUCUAAGUUUGUAUGCUAAUGAGCAUUUUCCUGUUGAUUUUGCCUUCCUUGAUGGUAAUGGGCAACCACUGACUGAUGGGGCAUUCCAGUAUACUAAUGUGUUUGAUGCAAAUCUUGAUACUCUGAUAUGGUCUCUGAAAAAAGCGGGCUUCCCUAACAUGCCCAUUGUUGUUGGAGAAAUAGGUUGGCCCACUGAUGGUGAUAAAAAUGCCAAUUCUGAGUAUGCACAGAGGUUCAAUCAGGGGCUUCUAAAACACUUGAUGAGUGGCCAAGGAACUCCCAUGAGAAGGGGAAAUAUUGAAGCAUAUCUGUUUAGUCUUUUCGAUGAAGAUGCCAAGAGCAUUGCGCCUGGAAACUUUGAAAGGCAUUGGGGCAUUUUCCAGUAUGAUGGGCAACCUAAGUACCCGCUCGAUCUAUCAGGUCAAGGUCAGAAUGUGGGACUGGUUGGUGCAAGAAAUGUGGAGUAUCUUCCUCAGAGGUGGUGUGUUCUUAAUCCAGGUGUCAAGGACACAACUAAUCUCACAGAUAGCAUAACUUAUGCUUGCACCAAUUCUGAUUGCACUUCUCUGGGGUAUGGAUCCUCAUGUAAUAGUCUGGAUCUUCAAGGCAAUGCUUCAUAUGCAUUUAACAUGUACUAUCAGAUGCAUGAUCAGCAGAGUUCAGCUUGUGUUUUCUCUAAUCUGGCCAAGAUAACCACAAAAAACCCCUCUCAAGGUACUUGUAAAUUUGAGAUAAUGAUUGCAUCUGGCCAUGCAGACAGGACUCUCAAAUACAGGACAAAUCUGGUCACAGUUUUUGCUCAAAUCAUGGUAGCUGCUUUGUUGUUGUUUUUAUAGCGGCUUGUAGUCUAUCACAUCAUUCUUUCAUAUGUAAUUUUGUUUCACACUUCUGUAUUUACCUUCCCCUAUACCCAACUCUGAUAAGAGAGAAUUCAAAUUUUUAGAAUUCAGUGUUCACAGUUAUGACAUUAAUAAAGAGAAGCUAGACCAUUUCUAUAAAUUAAUUUAUUUUUCAAUCUCAA
Messenger RNA from Cryptomeria japonica (Japanese cedar), 1886 nucleotides. Its product is annotated as glucan endo-1,3-beta-glucosidase 8. The transcript has 3 exons. Lineage: Eukaryota; Viridiplantae; Streptophyta; Pinopsida; Cupressales; Cupressaceae. Gene Ontology annotation, cellular component: plasma membrane. Gene Ontology annotation, biological process: carbohydrate metabolic process. Gene Ontology annotation, molecular function: hydrolase activity, hydrolyzing O-glycosyl compounds. The record is from RefSeq and is a predicted model, not a curated record. Bases 250 to 1701 code for a protein of 483 amino acids.